AUCUAGAAUCCAUCAAUCUCUUGCAAGUCUUCUUCUUCUUCAUAUUGAUUGUGAAGUUUUUCUGUUAUAUAAAAUUACUGUUAAAGGUUUCAUAUACAAAAGCUAAAAUGCAAGUUAUUUCAACAGUGGGAUCUAUUCUACCUAUACAUCCCGGUAGAAUUGGUCGAAAUACUGUCAUUCUUAGCCAUCCUCGUCUUUCAUUGAUCUCAAGAUUGGACAAGGAUAGAAAGAAGCUUUUCCAAAGCCUGACAUCGCCAUCUCGCAGCUCCGGCCAUAGGAAGAUGAACAUGGUUUCCUGCUGCACCGUUGGCUCAGGACCUCCACUUCCCCCUGAUUCUUCUCCUGGUUCUUGGAAAGGUUGGAUUCUGGGAGUGGUGGUAACUGUAAUCCUACCCUUUUGGAUCAACAAAUUGGGACCACUGUUAAAAUUCAAAGAGGAAGUUGAAACUGUCGCCGAGACAGCGGAACAGGUUGCUGAUAUUGUAGAAAAGGUUGCCGAGGAAGUGGAGAAGGUGGCGGAUGAGGUCUCCGAUGCGCUGCCGGAAGGCGGAAAACUUCAAGGUUUUGUUAAUAAGGUGGAAAAUGUGGCCAAAGAAACGGCCAAGGAUGCCCAUCUAGUGGGAGAAGUCAUUGGAAAGGUGGAAGAAGUGGAAAAGGAGGUUGAGUCAUUCUUUGCGCCAGGAAAGGAUCAAGGAAGCCAAGGAGGAUCGUCAUUAGACAAGAUAUAGCAGUCUGCUCGUCAUUUCUUUGUUUAUUUUAUUUUAUUUUAUUUUGAUAUUAGUUUCAUUUAUUUGUAAUUGUAAGUUUUUAACAUUCAUAUUCAUGAGAUGAGAAGAUUCGAAUCUAAAUUUCAUAAAAUAUCAGGUUCUUU
Messenger RNA from Rubroshorea leprosula, 871 nucleotides. The record is from the annotation of a GenBank genome assembly. Lineage: Eukaryota; Viridiplantae; Streptophyta; Magnoliopsida; Malvales; Dipterocarpaceae.